AAAGAUAGAGCUAGAUCAUGUCUGGACGCGGAAAGACCGGAGGCAAAGCCAGGGCUAAGGCCAAGAGCCGCUCCUCCAGAGCAGGGCUGCAGUUCCCCGUUGGCCGAGUUCACAGGCUGCUGAGGAAAGGGAACUACGCUCAGCGCGUCGGUGCCGGUGCUCCUGUGUAUCUGGCUGCGGUGCUGGAAUAUUUGACCGCUGAGAUCCUGGAGUUGGCUGGAAAUGCUGCCCGCGACAAUAAGAAGACCAGGAUCAUCCCCCGCCACCUGCAGCUGGCUGUCCGCAACGAUGAGGAGCUGAACAAGCUGCUUGGUGGAGUCACCAUCGCUCAGGGAGGAGUUCUCCCCAACAUCCAGGCGGUGCUGCUGCCCAAGAAGACCGAGAAACCCGCCAAGAAGUAAAGCUACGACACCUGAAACCA
This is a messenger RNA of Cyprinodon tularosa, 421 nucleotides long. RefSeq names its product histone H2A-like. NCBI's taxonomy places the organism in Eukaryota, Metazoa, Chordata, Actinopteri, Cyprinodontiformes, Cyprinodontidae. The coding region runs from base 18 to 401 and encodes 127 amino acids. The record is from RefSeq and is a predicted model, not a curated record. Gene Ontology annotation, cellular component: nucleosome. The transcript has a single exon. Gene Ontology annotation, molecular function: protein heterodimerization activity; structural constituent of chromatin; DNA binding.